Molecule: messenger RNA, 747 nt
Organism: Cyclopterus lumpus (lumpfish)
Lineage: Eukaryota; Metazoa; Chordata; Actinopteri; Perciformes; Cyclopteridae
Gene: emd
Product: emerin (Emery-Dreifuss muscular dystrophy)
Exons: 7
Coding region: 170-637 (155 amino acids)
Source: RefSeq, a predicted model, not a curated record
GAGGCAAAACCCGAGGCAGCGAAAUGGAACUCAGCCAUCGUCCCUUCGCCAGCAGAACCCUGUGAGUCCUCGGAGGAUCGGAGGUGAGUUCCACCCUCCGCCUGCUCGCCUCGUCCUGCUUUCACGCACAUUGUCAGCCCACAAGUCGCGUCCUAACCCUAACCCUAAGAUGUCUUUGAGUGAGAGAAGUGAUGAGGAGAUCAGCCAGCUGCUUGCUGAGUACGCCAUCAGACAUGGACCCAUCGUAGACUCCACUCGAAAGCUGUAUGAGAAGAAGCUUGAAGUGGCCAUGGCGAGUGCUCCAGUGGCCCCCUUGUCUGACAAGACCUACUACAGGGAGGAAGCAGAGGAAAUGACCUACAUCACAUACCACAGUGCGGUUAGACAAGAUUAUGACAUGCUGAAACGAAGAGGCAAUAUGGAGCCAGAUGAGGACGAGGAAUCGGACCAAGAACCAGAGCCCCCUGUCCAGAUGGCCAACAGAACAGCCAAUCACAGCGCAGUGCGAUCCCGGGCCGGAGGUGGCGCGUGGAAGGGGAUCCGGCUGCUGCUGCUGUUAGCGGUGUUGGCAGCUGGCCUCUACUACGCCUACUGCCAAGUGAUGAGGAGGGAGGAGAUUCCCUCUAACAUCCAAUGAUCUGAUUGGUCGGCAGAGAGAACACACAGUUUGACCACAUCGACUUUUAAAUGCUCUCUAUUUCUUAGUGUCACCACGUCACUGAAAUAAAUUCAUCUUGUAUAGUUCAA